Schistocerca piceifrons (Central American locust) is the source of this 6279-nucleotide messenger RNA. RefSeq lists its product as uncharacterized. The coding region runs from base 399 to 2960 and encodes 853 amino acids. The record is from RefSeq and is a predicted model, not a curated record. The transcript is spliced from 12 exons. Gene Ontology annotation, biological process: regulation of DNA-templated transcription. NCBI's taxonomy places the organism in Eukaryota, Metazoa, Arthropoda, Insecta, Orthoptera, Acrididae. Gene Ontology annotation, molecular function: RNA polymerase II cis-regulatory region sequence-specific DNA binding; DNA-binding transcription factor activity, RNA polymerase II-specific.
GUCUGGGUAAUUUGGGUUAACAUGUUGUGACAACCGUGAAGUUUGUGGUUUAUGACAAAUUUGAUGUAUUUGUGUUCGUUAUUUGUGUACUUUUGCACAGCAUCUCGUUUCAUUUCUUUGAAGAAAAGAAAAUGGAAGAGAAUUUUGACGUUACAAGUUUUUCGGAAGUAACAUACAACGAAGGCUUGGCGACAUCUCAGAUAAAGGAAGAACCCAACAUUCAGUCUGGUGCUUUUGGUAUAAAGCACAGCUAUAGAGGAGAAGAGGAAGUAAUUUCAUAAUUCUCCCCAACUGUGUGCGAACACCUGGUUGGCUCUGAAGAUUUUUUUCCUGUCUUACACUUUAAACACAAAGAAAUAAGGGCAAAAUCUCCAGUGAAGUAUAGCAGCAAGGCACAUAUGGAGGAAGAAGAAGUUGUCCUGGGACUGAUUCCUGCAGCAGAUUGGGUGGAGAAUCGGCCUCUCGAGGAAGGAGGUGAAAUUGAACUUGCAGCAGUUAAGAAGUUACAACAUUGCUUGGAAGCUGAUCAGCUUAUGGAAAUAAAACCGAAGAAAGAAAAAGAGGAUAUUGAAGAAAUUACCCUUGAUUCAGAAGAGGAAGAGAUUGAAGAGGCAAAAAUGAAGCCAGGAGAAGUGUUUAACGUGGAAGCUGAUACUCCAUUUCAACAAAGAAAUGAGGUUGAAGAGAUAGAAACAACAGAAGAGAAGCAUCAUAUUGAGGCACCUAUUUCAUUUUCUGCAGGAGAGGAGGAUGGAGAGAUGAAAGUGAAGCAAGAAGAGGAGCUCCAAAUUGAAGCAUCGACUGAUUUUCCUGAAGCACAGGAGGAUGAGGAAGUAAACAUGCGUGAGGAGGAAGGGCCUCAUAUUGAAGCAGUUACUGUGUUCUCUGAUAGUGAUGAGGGCGAAAAUAUACACGUGAAGGAAGAAGAAGAGCUCCAGAUAGAGGCAGUUACUGUAUAUUCAGAUACCGAAGGGAGUGAAGAGGACUGUGCAUCGGGCAAGAAGGUUCAAAGGUAUAAUGCACAGGACGAUGGUGGCAAUCCACUCACUGUUUCUGUAGCUCCUCCCCAGCCGACUGUUAUCGAGAGUGUGGUGCAGGAUGUGUAUGGCUGCAGCAGUUGCUCCAUGUCCUUCUCCUGCACUGCAGAAGUGAGCAAACACGUGAGGUCUCACCCGCCGAGGAGAAAGCCGUUCAUCUGCAGGGUGUGCUUGAAGACGGACACCUUGGCUUCCAAUCUCAAGAGGCAUAUGCGCACCCACUCUGGAGAAAAGCCAUACAGCUGUGUUCUGUGCUUCAAGAUGUUUACCUCCGCUUAUUCUCUGAAGAUACACAGGAGGAUUCAUACGGGGUACAAACCGUAUACAUGUAAAGUAUGCCCCAGGUCUUUCUAUCAGAAGACAGACUUGAACAAACACUGCAUUGCUCAUUACAGGUCACAGCAGAUACUGCAAAGCGCAAAGGAUCUUCUAGAAAUCACAGAGUCAAAUUUGUCGAAGCGAAAUGUGAAAGUACGCAAUCCAUCUACGGCAAAGGUAUUUUCUCGAGGCGCAGCAUCGCGAGUGCCACACAUUCUGUGUCGUACGAGCCCUUACGUAUUGUCUCCCCCAUCAUCGAUGGCACGUGCGAAUGGAAACUCGAUAACUGAUGAUUCGCAGACUGAAUCUCCAACAAAUGCACUUCACGAUUCGCCUCCACCUUUUGCACCUGUCAUCACUGAAGUUGUCGGGUCGUUCCACGAAGAAGACAGUGAAGUACAACCUUGCCCGUCACCGUCGAAUAAUGGAGAACGACAGAAGCAAGAAGCAUUUAAUGCGGGAAACUUGUCUAGCAACCAGAUUAGAAUGGAGAAAGCUGUAUACACACAACCAGUGAUGAAUUCAGUGAACCCACAGUGCACUAAUAACACUGUUGCAUUGCAAGAUACUGCCAUACCUGCGUCCAGUUCUGCAGGUAAACAGCUGACAGUGAAGAAAAAUAUUUACAAGCAGCCAGGGAUGUUCUCAGUGAGUUCUCAGAAUGAUGCAAACUUGGGCACAACUCUUCUCUCUCCUGUCCAAUUGCCUACUAAUGUGGUGCAAAAUAAUGUAAACUCAGCAGCAACUGCCCCCAACACAGGGUUUGCGAACAAUUUUAUGCCCGAGCAAACUGGAGGUGAAAUGUUCUGCAUUCCUCUGAUCAUAAAUGGACAAAUGUGCUACGCAAUACCGGCUCCGACACCUUCCCAGUUGUCAGUUGUAAGUAACCCCUCACCAGUCCAGACGGCAGUCCAACCCGUGAGUUCCCAUAAUAUUCCCAGUCAAGAGACAUUUCUACUUCCUGUAUUUGUACCACCGAUUUCAAAUGGUGUCCCAAAUUCUAAUUCAUCGCAGCCUAUGGUCACACCAGCAGUAACUCCACAGACUCUAGUUCUUGGGAAUGCCACACCCAGUCAAUCGCAACAUCAGAUUGGGUUUCAGUCUGCACCUGUUAGUACUGUUACUGAUGAGCGGCUGGAAAAUUCCUCUGGAUCGCAAAUAGCAACUGGGAAGACUGAAAAUUUCACAGGAUCCCAGAUGACAACUGUGAAGACUGUUUCAUGUGUUCAACCGGGAAAUUUCUCGGGAUCACAGAUGACAACUGUGGAGACUGCCCCACGUGAUCAGCUGGAAAGUUCUUUCCGAUCCCAGGCAACAUCUGUGAAGACCGUCCACUGUGUUUGGCCGGAAAAUUCCUCGGGAUCCCAAACGACAACUGUGAAGACUGUCUCACGUAUUCGGCAAAAUAAUCAGUUUAUGCUUCCGCCCCCACCUGCGACAGACGUUAAGCGGGUGGAUCAUUAUGAUCAUCAUCAUAACCAUGAUCUUACAGUUACAAAGAAGGGUUCCAAUGGCAUCGUGCAACAUGAACGUGUUUAUUGCAAUACUUGUAACGCAUCUGUAAGUGUUUUUACUAAGCGAGGUAAACACAAGAAAGUGUCUUAGUAUUCCACAAGGACGUAGAUGUGACAUUCUCAGGUGGGGUUUGCAAAUCUAGGGUCAGCAAAGAGGAGAGACCUACAGGUACAGAUGAUAAUGCCAGAAUGAGCUGUAUUAGCACUGAUAUGCAGUGUGGGAUUCUAGCCUGAUGUGAUCUAUCUGCCCUUGAGGGGGGGGAGUGAUAUGCCUUUCUGCUGGUUUUCUGCUACUGCACAGUUUUCACGGCACAGACUCACUUGUGAGAAAAAUCUGACUGACACAGGUUGUAUGAAUAUGUUAUCUUAUGCUGAGCUGAUGUGAUCAACUUGUAAGUAUUUCUUCACUAACUUAAACAGUAUCAGAUAGUUUUCAUUUAAAUUUUUUGUUAUUAUCUCUUUUGCUCUUGAUAAGGAGCGGAAAUAGGGAAGGUCAAAAGAAAUGUAGGGAGAGGACAAAAGGGGGAGGUGGACAGCAUAUCUGGAGCCAUUACGUCUGUAGUGCUCCCCACAACUAUUCAGCAGUUUUUAUCAGAAACUUCUCACAGUAAAAUUUAUGUUUCCAUAAAUAUUCAGUGAGUUUAAAGGUCUAGAGAAUUUGGGUAGUUAUUUUUUAGUAAUACGAUUGCGUUCUGGCACCCAUUAGCGCGCACAACAAAAUGCAUUGUGUAAUUCAAGAGGCUAAAUAAAAAAGCUGCUGAUAUCUUCUCUUCUAUCCUGCAGAUUCCCACUGUCUGUAACUCACUUUCAUUCAGUAUUGUGCUCCAUAUAUACAGGGGAUGGAUGAAAAUUAUUGGAAAAACCAAAAAUGCAACACAUUUCAAUGCUUAAUGUGGUGUAGGAAAUCUGCUGGCUUUCAAAAUGGCUACCACUUAUCUCGGAAUGAAUAAAUAAGUUAUUUCAGAAUAAAUAAAUACAGCUCGUGCGUGGGUUUUUAAAGUAAUCUUAUGCCAUUCUUUCUGCAAAUUAGUCGCAACUUCAGGUAGCGACGAUCUAGGUGGAUGGUGAUCGUGCACCCUUCUCUCCAAAGCAGACCACAAAGGCUCAGUAAUACUGGUGACUGCGGUGUUGAGGUGAGAUGUGAAAAUUAAUUUUCACGCUCACAAAACAGUCUUGGACAAUGGAAGCUGUGGGAGCAGGGACCCUGACAUCUUGUAACACGGCAUCACCACUGAGAAACAAACAUUAUACCAUGUGAUGCACAUGAUCAGACAAAAUGGUUACAUAGUCGUUGGCAGUAAUGUGACCUUGCACAGCAGCCGUGGAGCAGAUGAAAAAUCAGAACAAGACUGCCCAUAUCAUCUCCAAACCCAUGCCACAUUUUACUCUUGGGAUGUAAGCUUGGCCAGAAGUUGGAAACAGUAUAAAACAGUCUACUGACCAAAUUACUUUAUUCUGUUGCUCUGUAACCCUGGUUUUACGGCUUUGGUGCCAUGUUUUCCUGUUAGGGGCAUUUCCAUCAGUGGUGAGUGGUUUUGAAAUUCCAUCUCACUCUGCAAUUCCCUCUUUGAAGCUCCCUGUACGUUGUUUUUGUGCUGACAGGAUUCGCGAGUACAACAUUCAGUUUUACAGUGGCUUUUGCAACCACUUCCUCUUUUUCCAUUUUCCCUGUGUGCGGUACAAAUCUCCGGUACAGUGCUUCUCGUAACACCGAAUGCUUUGGUUACCUUGGUUACAGAAAAACACCCAUUUGAUCACCAAAAAUUUGCAUGUGUUCAAAUUUGUGUAGCUCUGACAUAAUACACACACAACUAUACAAAAUAGUGUUCUGGCCAUGACUGACACUUCCUACAUAUUGAGGAUAUUGCACAGGUGCCAUUGUAUUCAAAUACAACAGGGCAGCCUGUAGACUGGGCUAGCAUCUGCAUUUAUCUUCAAGUACGCUUUUCUCAUGCUGUUCCAUAUUUUUGUCCAACGCACUUACAUUCUCGUCAAUUUCUUUCUUAAACGGGGGCUUGGGGUUUUUGUAAGAAAUUCUGUCUCUGCAUGUGGUCUCCUGAUUCUUAUGCCCUCCUUGCUUCAUCUACCAUGCUUUAUUCUGUUCACAAUAUAGCAGUUUGUCUGCUAUGUUGUCCCAAUAGUCUCAUUAUUUCUGCUCCUCAGUACUUUCUAGAUGAAUAAACCACUUCGUUGGCAAAACUUGUUCUUCCACCACUCUUGUCCCUGAUCCUUCUUGUCCCCAAUUGUUUUCAUUCCAUGCCCAUGCCCAUAUUUUAGCUUUUUAACUCACAGAUUGUUUGUUGUUCAGAAUAAGUAUUCUGAAGCUAAUGUGUAUACUAUUUCACGCCACUGGUACAUGUACCUGGGAUCCCUAUAUCAUCCAUUAGUAUUUUCUUAAACUUUCUCAUUUCAUAUUUACCUUUUUUUUCACUAAGGUUUGGUGUUUGCAUUUAACUUGGAUCCUUUCAUAACUGGCUAGGUAAGUUAGUUGAAAGAUUAGAGGAAGGCAAGGUUACACCACUGCCAAUGGCACCAACUCUAUUAAAGCACUGUUUUGUUCAAACUAACCAUUAGGUUGAUUACAGAUUUAUCUUUCUUCACGUAUAGCAUAACAUCCAGUUUGCAAACCCUGAAAUUCACCGUGUUCUCCUGCUAGAGCCUCCAUAAUCUCAGCACCAAUAGUUGCUCUUUCAGCAGUUGCCUAUUGAGUCCUCCUUUCCAGUCCUUGAUCCUCUUUGUCAAGUUGCGAGUGUUAGGACAGAGGAAGUGCUAGUAAAUCAGCAACAAGUGAAAAUUAAAGGGUCAAAAUGUGUAUCAGAAAGCAGAGAGGCAUUAUUACUGAAGAUAGGCAACGUCAUCUGUAGUCACACCUGUCUAUUUUUUAUCAGCUUGUGUUUACUUCUUUUGAUAUCUCCAUGAUCUGUUUGAACUCUACUGUUUCAUGUGACUCACAGAUUGCUUUGUCAUAGAUUUACUGGUGGAUGUUUUUCAGAAAACUCUGCACGUCUCUUUGGUGGUACUAAGUAUUACACUUUGCUGAAAAAUUGCCAUUAACUUUUAAGUAUUAAUUUAUUUGUAUGAGGUUUAAAAGCAUUGUUAACUGUGAAAUCUCCUUCAGUGCUUGGUAUUGAACACUUGUGAAUUGCACAAAGGAGAAAACUGUUGAGUGUGACAAAAGCUGUAAUGCACAGUACAGCACAGUAGCAACGAAAUGUGUAAAUGUAACUCCAUGUGUGCUAAAUGUUGUAAUGAAGUUCAAAAUUUAUUUGUGUUUGUUUAUUAGUAAUUGUUAUAAAUAAUUUUAUAAGAAAAUCUAUUUUUAUAUUGUGCAUUACCCUGCCCAGAUUAGGUCCCUAAGACCCUCACCUAUUUGGGACCAGGAACAAAAUAUAUCAAAAAACAGUACAAAA